AUGGCAACUUCUCAAACAUCUUUACCCAAAUAUUUACAAGACCUAGAAGGCGUAAAUGAAGUGUAUAGGAAAUUUUUCUCAGUCCUUCCAAAAGAAAAAGGAUGGAUGGGAACAUAUAUGUACAACUAUCAAGAUUUUUGGGCAUCAGCAAGAACAAUCCAAGGUGUGAUUGCAUGUCAACAACAAUUUCAAGCUCAAGACAGUGAUAUCAUCCUUGUUACAUCUCCUAAAGCAGGAACCACUUGGUUAAAAUCACUUUUAUUUGUGUUAGUAAAUCGAAAGAAACACCCUGUUUUUGAACAAAAUCACCCUUUACUUGUCAAGAACCCACAUGAUCUUAUUCCAUUUUUGGAACUUACACUCUAUGCGGAUGGUCAAGUUCCUAAUCUUUCAUCGUUCACUUCACCUAGACUCUUGUCAACUCAUGUUCCCUUUGCUUCCUUGCCAAAAUCUGUCCUAGAUUCAAGAACCAAACUUGUUUAUUUAUGUAGGAAUCCUAGGGACAUUUUUAUCUCUAUGUGGCAUUUUACAAACAAGUUAAGACUUCAUCAUAUAGAUACCAAUUCCAUGGAAGAAAUGUUUGAUCUCUUUUGUAAGGGGGUAAGCCCUUAUGGUCCGUUUUGGAAUCACGUGUUGGAAUAUUGGAAACAAAGCAUAGAAAAACCUAACAAAGUACUUUUCUUGAUGUAUGAAGAAAUUAAAGCGCAACCCAAACUUCUGCUCAAAUGCUUGGCUGAAUUCUUGGAAUGUCCAUUUUCCAUAGAGGAAGAAAAUCUUGGAGUGGUGGAUGAAAUAUUAAGAAUGUGUAGCUUUGAGAGUUUGAGCAAUUUAGAGGUGAAUACAAGUGGAAAAUUGUCAACUGGAGCGGAAAAUAAAGUGUUCUUUCGUAAAGGAGAAGUUGGAGAUUGGAAGAAUUAUUUUACUACAGAGAUGAAUGAGAAACUCAAUCAUGUUAUUGAACAAAAGUUUCAAGGAUCUGGAUUAAGGUUUUUGUACAUUUGAUUAGGCAUUAAUAUGCUAUAUUUCUAUUGAAUGCGGUUGUUUAUUUUGAAAAAAUCAAUGUUGGGUUUGUGUUUGAGAGUUACGUAACAAGGACAAACUACAAAAAAGUUCAACUGUAGUACUGGUAUUAUUUUAAAUGUAACUCAAAUUGUUGAAAAAUAUAUAAUAAAUUCAUAUUCUUUA
This is a messenger RNA of Capsicum annuum, 1185 nucleotides long. RefSeq names its product cytosolic sulfotransferase 12-like. Bases 1 to 1002 code for a protein of 333 amino acids. The record is from RefSeq and is a predicted model, not a curated record. Gene Ontology annotation, cellular component: cytoplasm. Gene Ontology annotation, molecular function: sulfotransferase activity. NCBI's taxonomy places the organism in Eukaryota, Viridiplantae, Streptophyta, Magnoliopsida, Solanales, Solanaceae. The transcript has a single exon. Gene Ontology annotation, biological process: sulfation.